AUGGAGGAGGCAGGCUUUAAGGAUGAAGUGGAUGGAGCCAGGGCAAAGGACAACAGCAGGGAUGGCACUGCUGGCCAGACCACAGAGAAGGAUUUGGCUGGCAUGACGAAGGAGGCAGCCUUUGUAACAGGCAGCGAGAGUGCUCCACCAUGCAAGACCCUGCUCAUCUGCUGCGCAGACGGUCUUGAUCAGGACACCUUCAAAAUUUGCAAGGACCUUUUCAGACCCUUUAAGAAGUCGCUUAGGAAACUGCAUUUACCACAGCACCUCCCCACAGAAAAAAAAAAGAAGUACACGAAGAAAAGUUUGACCAUAAUCGGGGACCGCAUGGAUCUGUUUCUCCAACAGUACUGCAGAGCCUCGCAAGUCAAGCACUGGCAGAAGGGUCUCAUCUUGAUGUUGUGGCAAUUUGUCUCCCUUUUCUCAGAGAUGGAUGGAAAGCAACUGCAGAACCUAUAUAAGUACAUCAAAAACAACCAAAUGGGUAAGUUUCUGGCAAAUAAUGACCACGAGCCUGCACAUACAUCAGUGUUCUUGGGAGAUGUAGCAGCUGCCAUCCAUUCAUCCAGGUCGAGACAGCUGCAGCCCCGUUCAACUGCUGCUGCAGGAAGAGACUCAUCCAAGAGCUGA
Messenger RNA from Falco peregrinus (peregrine falcon), 630 nucleotides. It is a transcript of the gene CHCT1, whose product is annotated as CHD1 helical C-terminal domain containing 1. The record is from RefSeq and is a predicted model, not a curated record. The coding region runs from base 1 to 630 and encodes 209 amino acids. The transcript has 5 exons. Lineage: Eukaryota; Metazoa; Chordata; Aves; Falconiformes; Falconidae.